AUGUUCGAUUCCAAUCCUCUAUCAAGACUUGAAGGAGAAAUCAAUCGCCUCGGAUUUGUUUCAGGCGAAAAAAUAAGUUUACUCACUCACUUUACCGAAAAUGUAGAAAAAGUUGCUGCUGCAGUAUCUUUUCUUGAUGACAUUGAUGCAGAUGAAAAUAAACGUAGACCCGCUAAGAAAAAAAAAUUAGGAAAUCCGUUGUUUACAAAUACGUUAGAAGUGAUCCUUAAUCUCAGGAAAGCGCUCCCGGAUAAUUUACGAGAUGAUAUCGAAACAAUGUCGGAGGAACAGGAAAUAGAGCAGGAAGAGUUAACUUCAAUUAAUACAAAUAUAAUCCAGCACCCUGACAGAAAACCGCUUGCAGUAAUUAAGGAACAUGUGCUAUAUGUAAGGAAAUCUUACAAGGAUCUAUAUCACAUAGUUAACAAUGAGAAAUACGACCCCAGGUUCCUCAUAUCUGGCACGUCAGGUGUCGGCAAAUCGUGUUUCUUGAUUUAUUUAUUAAUCCGGCUCUUGUGCAAUAAAACCGAUGCUACGGUCAUUUUUCGGCCAGUUGAAGAAAAUUUAUUGUACUGUUUCAGGGAUUCUGAUCUCUUCGUUGGUGACUUUGAAGAAUUUUCGGAGGAACUCUAUUACAAUUCCAAAGCCUGGUACUUGGUGGAUGGUAAAGUUCCUGAGGAUGUUAUAGCAAGAACAGUUGUUUCUGCAUCAUCAGAAGAUAUCAAAGAUAAAAGUUUUCGAGAGUUUGUUAAAAAUCCUGUGGAUGAAUUUUGUAUGCCACCAUGGUCAAUAGAAGAGUUGGAAGCCUGUCGACUAAGUGUCUUUCCUAGGGUACCACAAGGUUUAAUGCUUGACCUCAGUGAUGAAGUGGGUGGUGUGCCAAGAUACGUUCUUCAGAUACCAGCAUUCAUUAUUCGUAAAGAAAAUUCCAAUCUUGAGGAUCAGGAUACGAUUGAUAGGAUCAAGAAAAGAUCUUUAAAACGCGUAAAAGAAGCCCUUUGGGAAAUCAGUGGUAUCAGAAAGCUUAUACGGUUCUUUUCUGAAAAUUCUAAAUAUAUUGAACUCAGCAGUCGCCUUAUUCAUCGGUGGCCAGACACUUUCUACCAAGAACAAUCCCUCUCAUGGGCUUCUGGUCGUAUUUUUGAUAAAGUCCAGAAAAAACUGGAGGAUAGUAGAUGGUGCAAUAUAUUUCUAAAAAUGAAGGAUCCUGAUGACCCUUCCAGAUAUAGGGGGAUUAUGUUUGAAUCACAAGUACUUCAUCUAUUCAAGCUCGGCGGUCAAACGUUGGAAUUGAGGAGACUUGGAGAAAACGAGAAUGAUCCUGUCAUUUACGGUAAAUUAAUUAUACCAACAAAACCAACUACGAAAUAUAUUCGAUAUGCAAGCCAGCUCAUAGGGUAUAACCAGGAAGGCAUAAUUAUCAAACCAACCAUAAGAAAUUUCAGUGCGGUAGAUUUAAUCCUUACUCCGGACUGUAUCUUUCAAAUAACUGUGUCUCCAAAACACCCUGUGAAGCAAAGUGAACUAAUCAAUAUAGUUCAAAAUAUGCAGGCCUAUAGGAAGGAUCCAAAUGCAAAAAUUCUUUUAUGUUUUAUUGUGCCGGAUGAUGUAUACGAUACCUUCAGAUACCAAAGUUAUGUAACUCCCAAGAAAAAAAUAGGAAUCGAUAAUGAGGCCUUUCAAGCGGUUAAACAUAAGUCUCCUAUCCUCAGUAAUGUAGAACAAUGGGUCGUAAAAUUUAAAAUGACACCUGAAGUGGCUGUAACGUCUGUGCUGAACAACGCGAUAGCAAUGGGCCUCGAAGCAGAAUAUGCGAAAAAAGUUAGUAUGAUAUGCCAAGAAGAACUUGCCGAUAUAAAAAUAGUCAAAGAAUCCACUGCUAAUUUCGACACCACUCAAGGAAAAAAUCGAGAUUUUUCUACAAUAGCAAUAAG
Molecule: messenger RNA, 1934 nt
Organism: Acaulospora morrowiae
Lineage: Eukaryota; Fungi; Glomeromycota; Glomeromycetes; Diversisporales; Acaulosporaceae
Source: the annotation of a GenBank genome assembly